GGUUCCAAGGCUUGUCUUGCUUUCUUGCAGCAAAGCUGAAGGGUUCUGAGAUUCGGCUAGCUGUUUAUUUCCUGGUUCCACUUGAAGAAAAUUUAUAAUGUCAUAUCCUCCCUAUGGUGGUGGACCUGGAUAUCCUGGAGGGGGUUAUCCUCCAGCACCAGGAUAUCCUCCAUCUGGAGGGUACCCUCCUGCUUCUGGUUACCCACCGGCUCCUGGUGGAUACCCCCCAGCACCUGGUGGAUAUCCUCCAGCACCUGGUUACCCACCUCCCGGUGGUUAUCCCCCUCCUACGGGGGGAGGGUAUCCACCACCACCAGGUCCACAACCUGGCUAUGGUGAUCCAUACAGUGUCCCACCUCCUCCUGGAGGAUAUGGUGCUCAGCCUUAUGGCCAACCUGGAUAUGGAGCACCACCCCCCUCUGGUGGAUACGGGGCACCACCCCCCUCUGGUGGAUAUGGGGCACCACCCCCCUCUGGUGGAUAUGGGGCACCACCUCCCUCCGGUGGAUAUGGAGGAGCACCACCAACUGGUGGAUAUGGGGCACAACCUCCGGCAGCUGGAUACGGAGCACACACUGGAUAUGGCUCACAGCAGCCUCCUCAACAGAGCUAUGCUUCUCAAGCUCCAGUGACGCAAAGUGCCCCCCCUCCUGUGACGCACAGUGCACCCCCACCUGUGACACAACCCUCUGCUCCUCAACAAAAGCCAGCAAAACCUCCUCCUCCUACAACUGGUGGAGGUGCUCCAACUACUCAGAUGGCUUCAAUGUCUUUGAAAGAGAAAUACGGUCAUGGUACCAUUGUUCCAAUCUCUCCAUUUGAUGCAGAGGCUGACUGUGAAUUGCUAAGAAAGGCUAUGAGAGGAGUAGGCACAGAUGAACAGACUCUUAUUGACAUCAUUGUCAAACGAAGCAAUGCACAGAGAGUUGAAAUCAGAAAGCGAUACAAAACAAUGUUUGGAAAGGAUUUGAUGAAUGAUCUCAAGUCAGAGUUAAGUGGUAACCUUGAAGAUUGUUUGUUGGCCUUGCUUGAGCCAUCUGUUCUGUAUGACGCAAAGUGUCUGAGACGUGCCAUGAGGGGUGCUGGAACUGAUGAAGAGGCUUUGAUUGACAUUCUCUGUACUCGGAGUAACCAGGACAUUAAUGAAAUCAAGAGGCUCUACAAAGAAUACUACCAGCGUGAUCUUGAGAAGGACUGUGUCAGUGAAACCAGUGGCCAUUAUAAGAGACUGUUAGUCUCCAUGUGUCAGGGCAAUCGAGACGAGACAACCAAUGUUGACAUGGUCAAGGCUGCAAAGGAGGCUCAAGACUUAUAUCAGGCUGGUGAGAAGAAAUGGGGUACAGAUGAAUCGCGAUUCAAUGUUGUGCUAGCUUCCAGGAACUUUGCACAGCUGAGAGCAACAUUUGAUGAAUAUAUUAAGGUUUCUCAACGUGACAUAUUGAACACUAUCGAUCGUGAAAUGUCGGGAGAUUUGAAGGCAGGUUUCAAGUGUAUUGUACAAUGCGCAAGAAAUCCAGCUGAAUACUUCGCUGAUCGACUGUGGAAAUCCAUGAAGGGCGCCGGUACUGAUGAUUCAACCUUGAUCCGAUGUGUUGUUUCUCGUUCCGAGCGUGACCUUGUUGAAAUCAAGCAAACUUUUCUACAGAAGUACCAUAAAACCCUGUACAAGAUGAUUCAAGGAGACUGCAGCGGAGAUUACAAGAAGCUUUUGUUGACUGUAGUUGGAAUGAAUUGAAGGCCGUUACUCAUGGAAGACAAUAGCCAGGACUUGCCUUAAUUGCAUCGUAAUUCUAGCCGUAAUCGUAAUUGUAUCGUAAUUCUACUUAGUUUCCUGUGGUUGUCAAUUUUUUAGCUAGCUAUAAACAGUUGCUCGGUUUUCUCGCCGCUUGUGUACUCAGACUCACUAAGAGCAAAUGUACCGGACAUCAUUGCAGUGUCCCUCGCAGCCCUUCUUUGAGUUAUCCUGGUGAUGACCCAAAUAACGGUGUGCAGCUGAUAAAGGCAACCUGUAGGGGGGCUUCUCACAUUCUCGCCUCAACCGUCAACCAUAGCAACUGUUUAUUUUUUUUUAAAUUUGAACAUUGCCAUACGCAAUUGAUGCAAGGUCUCAAUAUUAUUAAAUGGUCAAUUUAAUCUAGUUCCAUACUCGUAGAAAAUACUGGAAAAAUUCCUGUUGUUAAACACAAUUUAAAUUAACAUCCGUGGUAAAUUUGAAAAGCUGACAUAUUUAGUGUCUUCCCUUUGCCAAGUGGGCUGACGCAGGUCUAAUUUUCAAAACGUUAGCCUGUUUAAAUUUCUUAUGACUGUGAAUUGAACUACUUAUCUUAUUUUAGUAGUAUUUUGAUCCGUUAACUUAUGAAGCAUGGUUAUUAACGAAAGGAUACUGAACGGAAUAGCGGCAAAUCUAAAUUAUCAAAACAAGCUUAGUAGCACCCGGUACUACGAUGUGAUACAUGUAUUUCGCGAAGUACUGUGUACUGUUGGAAGUGCUGUUUUUUCUUCGUGUUAUAAAUGCGUUAUAAAAACGAAAACCUUUCCAACCUUUUGCACCAUGUGAUUUGCAUAUUGUUUUUCAGUCGAGUUUCUGUGCUUAAACAAUUCAACUGU
Molecule: messenger RNA, 2607 nt
Organism: Orbicella faveolata
Lineage: Eukaryota; Metazoa; Cnidaria; Anthozoa; Scleractinia; Merulinidae
Product: annexin-B12-like
Cellular component (GO): plasma membrane; nucleus; vesicle membrane
Molecular function (GO): calcium-dependent phospholipid binding; calcium ion binding; phosphatidylserine binding
Source: RefSeq, a predicted model, not a curated record